This is a messenger RNA of Trichobilharzia regenti, 1835 nucleotides long. NCBI's taxonomy places the organism in Eukaryota, Metazoa, Platyhelminthes, Trematoda, Strigeidida, Schistosomatidae. The record is from the annotation of a GenBank genome assembly.
CUUUGUGAUAGCGCGGCAUAUGAACUUGGCGGUGACUCAAGGUCACGUUUGUCAGAAAUGGAUAAAAGUUCUACUUCUCAGGGUCGGGUUCGUUACAAAAGUCUCAGUGGCGAGAAGUAUAUGGUUGUAUGGGAUAAUAGCAAGGGUGCUGAAACUCCAUCCUCAUUUCUACAUGUCGAAGAACUAUCUGAUCCAGAUAAAGCUUACAGAAUAUUUUUAAAAAAUCAUACCUGUUAUGAUUUAAUUCCAUUGAGUGCUAAACUUGUGGUUUUUGAUGUCACCUUAAAUGUGAAAAAAGCAUUUUUUGCUCUAGUUUAUAAUGGUGUACGUGUUGCUAUCUUAUGGGAUUCAAUUGAACAAAAACAUAUUGGCAUGUUAACAAUUACCGAUUUCAUCCGCAUCUUACAUCAGUAUUAUCGUUCACCAGAUCAACCAAUGACUGAGUUAGAAAAACAUCAGAUUAAAACAUGGAGAGAUCAAUUAACAGAAUACCAGCGUUCAUUGGUUUACAUCACUCCUGAAAAUACUCUACUAGAUGCUGUCCGUAUGCUACUCAAGCAUAGAGUACAUCGUCUACCGGUGAUUGAUCCUGCCAGUGGGAAUCCUUUACAUAUAUUGACGCAUAAACGUGUUCUUAAGUAUCUGCAUAUUCAUAUAUCUGAAUUACCAACGCCUUCUUUUAUGCUGAAAAAGUUACGUGAUUUAAAUCUUGGUACAAUGAAAAAUGUUUGUAUUGUUCAACAGAACUGUCCAGUGCAUAAGGCGCUACAGCAUUUUAUUGAUCAUGGAGUUUCAGCCCUGCCUGUUGUCGACCAAGAUGGACAACUAGUGGAUAUCUAUGCAAAAUUUGAUGUCAUUAAUUUGGCAGCUACAAGGACAUAUCAAAAUUUAGACAUUACAGUAUAUGAAGCUUUAAAUUAUCGACGUGGAAAAUUCCAAGGUGUUGCCACAUGCCAAAUGGAUGAUACUUUAGAAAUGAUUGUGAAUAAAAUUGUCGAUGCUGGGGUACAUCGUCUUGUAGUAGUUGCUGAAAAUAAAGUAUUAGGCAUUGUAUCGCUAUCUGAUAUUCUACGAUUUUUAAUUGCUGAACCAACAUUAGUCAAUAAGGCGGCGAAAUCACUAUUAACACCGUGAAUACAAUGGGGGGACACUCACUCACGCACACAAACACACACAUGCACGUACACACGCUCACGUACAUGUUUUGUAUACUGUAGUGUAGAGCUCAACGAUUAACGAUAAUGACGAUAAUAACAACACGAUAUUUUCUCUCUCUCUCUCUCUUUCUCAGUGUGUACUCAUCUGCUUCCGCUUUCCACUCCACAACCCUCCCCCCCACGAUCAACACCCUUUCCUCUGCUCAUGAAGGCCUCACUGCAUCCCCUAAUUUACACAGUGACUAUCGCAAUCAGCAUUACCACCCGUCUUCUUCUAUAUGUUUAAUGGAAGUGGGUGUUUAUGUUUUCUUUAAAUAUUGUCCCUUCAUGAUCAUUCGACCUCCAUCUGAACACGCCCAUUUUUUUCUAACUUUGCAAUUGUUUUUUUUUCUGUACACAGUUUAUAUUUAUUUAUUUAUUCAUAUUAUUUGGCGCCCGCCCCUCAUUUUUCCCAGCUAACUUACUUACUUUACAUGCGUUUUUUAUCGAAUCCUCUAUUGGUUACCUAGGCAACUUCAGCUGACAGAGAGGCGAAGAAAAAACUGCGCUUUUUUAAAAUUAUAUCUUAAAAUACUUCUUUGUAAAUUACACUUUAUUCUCCUAAUAAUAAUAUUUAUAAUAAUAAUAAUAAUCAGGGGUUAUAAUUUAUUGGUAAUCGAUAAAAAAAAUGUCUAUUAU